Aspergillus terreus NIH2624 is the source of this 651-nucleotide messenger RNA. It is a transcript of the gene alg3, whose product is annotated as dolichyl-P-Man:Man(5)GlcNAc(2)-PP-dolichol alpha-1,3-mannosyltransferase. Gene Ontology annotation, molecular function: dol-P-Man:Man(5)GlcNAc(2)-PP-Dol alpha-1,3-mannosyltransferase activity. The transcript is spliced from 2 exons. Gene Ontology annotation, cellular component: endoplasmic reticulum. Bases 1 to 651 code for a protein of 216 amino acids. The record is from RefSeq and is a predicted model, not a curated record. NCBI's taxonomy places the organism in Eukaryota, Fungi, Ascomycota, Eurotiomycetes, Eurotiales, Aspergillaceae.
AUGGAUAUUAAGAGCCGGAUAUGGGAUUUCUGUGAGCACCCUAGGCAUACAAAAUGGAUCGCCCCAAUCUUGGUCCUGGGAGAUGCCUUUCUCUGUGCCCUGAUCAUCUGGAAGAUCCCCUAUACUGAGAUCGACUGGACGACUUAUAUGCAGCAGAUCUCUUUGUAUCUGUCUGGCGAGCGUGAUUAUACCGCCAUCAAAGGCUCCACAGGGCCUCUGGUAUAUCCGGCCGCGCAUGUGUACAGCUACGCAGGACUGUAUCACCUGACUGAUAGUGGCCGGGACAUCCUGCUCGGCCAGAUCCUGUUCGCCAUCCUCUAUCUUGCGACAUUGGCGGUGGUGAUUGCUUGUUAUAGGCAAUCCGGAGCUCCUCCGUAUCUCCUUCCGUUGCUCGUCUUGUCCAAACGACUGCACAGUGUUUACGUUCUCCGUCUUUUCAACGAUGGCCUUGCAGCAUUUGCCAUGUGGGCUGCGAUCCUGCUGUUCCAAAACCGAAAAUGGAACGCCGGUGUUAUUGUGUGGUCUACCGGAGUCGCAAUUAAAAUGACGCUCUUGCUUCUUGCCCCGGCGAUUGUAGUCAUCACCGUGCUAAGCCUAUCCUUGCUGCCGAGCAUUCGCCUUGGGAUAUUAGCAGUACUAGUGCAGGUAUAG